AUGAAACUCGGCAGCGGCUUCCUCGGCGGCGGCAAGAGGGCGGCGGCCAUGGAGCCAGCGUUCCCCCCCGGCAUGGUGAUGUUCAACCACCGCCUGCCCCCGGUCACCAGCUUCGCCCGGGCGGCCGCGCCCCCCUCGGCGGCCCAGCACCCCCCGCAGUGCGUGUUACCUCCGGCCGCCGCCGCCGCUUCCUCCACGGCGGCGGGCGAGCCCCCGGCGCCUCCGCCCCCGCAGGACGUGACUUUCAAGAAGGAGCCGGCGGGGGCUUUCCCCUCCGCGCCCUCCUCGCAGAGGAGCCCCUGGGGCUUUCUGCAGUCCCUGGUGAGCAUCAAGCAAGAGAAGCCCAGCGAACAGGAGGAGGAGCAGCAGCACCAUCACCACUACGGGGGGCUUUUCGGGGGAGCGGCGGAGGAGAGACCUCCCGGCCUGGGCAGCGGCGAAGGAACCGGCCAGAGCGUGAUCCAGGACCUCAGCCUUCUUCACCACCUGCACCAGCAUCCCCACCGAGACCUGCUGCUGACUGGCAGAGGCGAGGGCGCUCCAGGGAGCACGGGUGAGCCAAAGCACGACGCCCAGGUCAAGAAGGCAAAGAGGCCAAAGCCAGAAACUCAGGGAAUCAAAGCCAAGCGGAAGCCAAGCGCUUCAUCCAAACCCCCCCUGGUGGGAGAUGGGGAAGGCGCCGUCGCGUCCCCCAGCCAGAAACCUCACGUCUGCGAGCACUGCAGUGCUGCCUUCAGGAGCUCCUAUCACUUGCGCAGGCACGUGCUCAUCCAUACCGGGGAGAGGCCUUUCCAGUGCAGCCAGUGCAGCAUGGGCUUCAUCCAGAAGUACCUGCUGCAGAGACACGAGAAGAUCCACAGUAGGGAGAAGCCUUUUGGGUGUGACCAGUGUAGUAUGAAGUUCAUCCAGAAGUACCACAUGGAGAGACACAAGAGGACGCAUAGUGGAGAAAAGCCAUACAAAUGUGACACUUGUCAGCAGUAUUUUUCAAGGACUGAUAGACUGUUAAAGCACAGAAGAACGUGUGGUGAAGCCAUAGGUAAAGCAGGGGCUGGAAUGGAGCCCGGAUCGUCAAAUAGCAUGGGUAGCUUGGCUGCAUUGUCUCAGGGAAAUACAAGUUCCUCAAGGAGAAAAAGUAAAACAAAAAAUACAUCCACUGAAAACAAAGGAAACAAGUGUAGCAGCAAACUAGUUGAAUCUCAAGUUACAAGUAAUGUGACCAUGCCGAGUUAUGCAGUUGAUAUUCCUAUUGUGUCUUCCAGUGGUGGUCUAGUUGGCACAGGCAUAGAAGAACUUCAAAAAAAGGUGCCAAAAUUGGUCUUGAAAAAAACAAGCAGAAAACAAGCAGACAAAAAUUACCUUAAUUUUGUGUCACCACUGCCAGAUAUUUUGGGGCAAAAACCACUGUCUGGGAAACCAAGUGGCUCUCUAGGCCUAGUAGCCAAUACCGGUGUAGAAACUAUUGGCCUUCUCCAAAGUACAGGUGGUAAACCGGGUCAAAUAAGUAGCAAUUAUGAUGAUGCCAUGCAGUUUUCAAAGAAAAGAAGAUACUUACAAACUGCAAGCAGUAACAGUGCCUUUUCACUUAAUGUCGGACACAUGACUUCGCAGCAGUCCGUCAUCCAGUCUCCGGGUGUUAGCGUUAUGGAUAACGAAGCUCCUUUAUCUCUCAUCGAUUCAGCAUCUUUGAACAGUGAAAUAAAGUCUUGCCACGACAAGUCUGGUAUUCCUGAUGAAGUCUUACAGAGCCUUUUGGACCAGUAUUCUCACAAAUCGGAAGGCCAGAAAGAAGAUCCGUUCAGUAUAACUGAACAGCGUGUGGACUUGCACACCUCAGGAGAACAUUCAGACAUGGUUCAGGAAGAAAACUUGAGCCCUAACUCUCAAACAGUUUCAAAUGAUAAGGCAAGCAUGUUGCAAGAAUACUCAAAAUACCUCCAACAAGCCUUUGAAAGAACAACCAACAGCACUGGUUUUGCUUUUGGACCCAGUUUCCAGUUUGUUAGCUUGUCUUCAACUCUCCAUAACCACACUCUGUUUCCAGACAAACAGAUAUACACUACAUCUCCACUUGAGUGUGGCUUCAGCCAAUCCGUUACCUCAGUAUUGCCAACUGCGUUGCCAAAGCCUCCCUUUGGGAUGUUGCUUGGCUCUCAGCCAGGCUUUUAUUUGUCUGCUUUGGAGGCUUCGCAUCAACAGUUGACUCCUUCUCAAGAGCUGGAUGAUCUCAUCGAUCCACAGAAAAACUUAGAGACUUCAUCGAACUACCAGUCAACAUCUCAGAAACUGACUGGCCAGAAGGAACAGAAAAACUUAGAAUCCUCAACGAGCUUUCAGAUCCCAUCUCAGGACUUAACCAGCCAGAUAGAUCCUCAGAAGGACAUAGAGCCUAGAGCAACCUACCAGAUCGAGAACUUUGCACAAGCGUUUGGUUCUCAGUUCAAGUCGGGCAGCAGGGUGCCAAUGACUUUUAUCACUAACUCUAAUGGAGAAGUGGACCAUAGAGUAAGGACUUCAGUGUCAGAUUUCUCAGGGUAUACAAAUAUGAUGUCUGAUGUAAGUGAGCCAUGUAGUACACGAGUGAAAACCCCAACCAGCCAGAGUUACAGGUAA
This is a messenger RNA of Cinclus cinclus, 2613 nucleotides long. RefSeq names its product zinc finger protein 281 (gene ZNF281). Bases 1 to 2613 code for a protein of 870 amino acids. Gene Ontology annotation, molecular function: DNA-binding transcription factor activity, RNA polymerase II-specific; RNA polymerase II cis-regulatory region sequence-specific DNA binding. The transcript has a single exon. The record is from RefSeq and is a predicted model, not a curated record. NCBI's taxonomy places the organism in Eukaryota, Metazoa, Chordata, Aves, Passeriformes, Cinclidae. Gene Ontology annotation, biological process: regulation of transcription by RNA polymerase II. Gene Ontology annotation, cellular component: nucleus.